CGCGGGUCUGCACUCCGGCACCGUACCGUAGAUGCACAGGCCUCUGAAAUCCAAAUCUUGACCUCCCACACGAAGGUCUAGCCAUCAUUGCUCUACGACGAUGAACCGCAAGCGAGACCUGGACGCGUUCCACAAGGGACAGCAAAAUACCCAUGGUUCUGCCAAGGACCAAGAGGAGGUUCCCAAUGGUCGGCCCAAGAAGGUGUCCAAGAUCGUCAAGACCGAACCCACAGACAAUCGCAACGGAAGUGCACGGAGCCUGAAAGUAAAAGAGUAUGUUGGUCCGAAACAAAGGGGAAUACACUUAGCCUUUUCCCUGGAACAACCUCGGCAUGUGAAGUCUCCGGGGGGUGCUGCAUGUGCCAACUGCGGAGGGGAUGACCAUACGGCAUCCCGUUGUAUCGGCCCAUGGGAUCCGGUUAGCGGGACGAUCAAAGUCUGCGUGCUGUGCAACGAUGCUUCACACGGGCUGGACGACUGUCCAAUCCUUGUGAAGCGCACCCCGUCAGACAAAAGAUUCGUCUUGAGCAGAUAUCUGAUCCUCUACCGUGGCGGGCGUGCUCCCAUCGAGUCGAGUGUCUGCUGGGUCGACUUGCUAAGCUCUACAGAGUUCGAAGAAAUGUUGCCCAGGCGUUCCCCAAAGGAGGGAUCCUUCCUCUAUCCUUGGACAAGAGAGUUUGCUAUCAGUCAGCACAAGAACCAACCCUGGAAGUACUACCAAUAUGUCAAUGACUGUCACGGAACUUGGACAUGGUGGUCCGAGGACCCCAAGACCAACUCGGAAGCUGUAGUUCAGAAGAACCUCGAGUCACUCAAGAAGACUGAGUCCUUGUCAGGUUUGAAAGCAAUGGCCUGUCAAAAGAUGAUGGAGAGCGAGUCAGAGAGGGAGUGGGAGUUGACUGCAGCCGGCCUGAAGGCGUGGCCUGACAUCUUGGCGAUUGCUCCAAAGUUGAAGGCUUAUGUUGAGGAGGAAGACAAUUGAGGAUAGGAGAGGUCCUGACAUUUGUAGCCAUACCCGUAUGUGCGCCAAGUUUUUUAACCGGAAGGCGAGGGUCUUUUCACUAGGAUUUGACGAGCAUUUUAGCAGGAGAUGUAUUGUAAGUAUGAC
Messenger RNA from Neurospora tetraspora, 1108 nucleotides. RefSeq lists its product as uncharacterized. Bases 101 to 982 code for a protein of 293 amino acids. The transcript has 2 exons. The record is from RefSeq and is a predicted model, not a curated record. Lineage: Eukaryota; Fungi; Ascomycota; Sordariomycetes; Sordariales; Sordariaceae. Gene Ontology annotation, molecular function: nucleic acid binding; zinc ion binding.